Messenger RNA from Dreissena polymorpha, 1916 nucleotides. RefSeq names its product lipid droplet-associated hydrolase-like. Gene Ontology annotation, biological process: lipid storage. The record is from RefSeq and is a predicted model, not a curated record. Gene Ontology annotation, molecular function: lipase activity. Gene Ontology annotation, cellular component: lipid droplet. The transcript has 4 exons. Lineage: Eukaryota; Metazoa; Mollusca; Bivalvia; Myida; Dreissenidae. The coding region runs from base 275 to 1198 and encodes 307 amino acids.
AAAUACUGAGCUCAAGCCGGGGAAUGAACCCACGACCUCCAGAGUGGUAGUCAGACACUUUAAUCGCAUCGCUAAAGAGCUAGCCCAACAGCAAGGCUGCUGUUGGAAGUGACCUUAUUUCACUACAACACAUUUAACAACCAAUACACAUACUGGUUAUCAGGUAGUUGCCAUAAUCUAACUAAAACUUCUAAGCUAAUGACCCUCCUGGUCGUUGGGAGCUGUACGUAUGAACUUACAAAAGCUCAAAGCAUUCAAGAAGAACUAGCAAAUAAUGUCUGCUCGAGGAGUACAGAGGUUUGUACCAGUGUUGGGUAUGCCAACAUCAGUGUUGCAGAUUGGUACAGUAACCAAAGAAACCAAGCAUGCGUUCCUAGUGAUACCAGGAAAUCCAGGUGUCAUAGAGUUCUACAAAUCUUUCAUGGAAAAACUGUAUGAUAAUUACCAAGGAACAAUACCUGUGUGGGGGAUGUCACAUGCGGGUCAUGUUAAACCACCAGGCGGGAACCAGGCCCUGUAUAACAAGCUGAGUUAUGAAUUGUGCACGUUAUCUGGACAGAUACGACACAAAGUUGCCUUCAUAGAAGAAAACAUCCCCAAAUCUGUGAAACUCGUUCUAAUUGGUCACUCCAUCGGCUGUUACAUCAUUCUCAAGAUUCUCGACCAAUUAGGGCACAGCGUACAACGAUGCUUCCUGUUGUUCCCAACUAUUGAAAGAAUGGCGAGUUCACCGAACGGAAAAGUUUACACGCCCGCGUUGAAAUACCUCAGAUGGCUAGCUCCGUGGAUGGUAUCGGCCAUUUCUCUUUUGCCUGAGCGGACAAAGGCAUGGUUGAUUAACCACCAUUUUUCUGGCGAAGACGUCCCACCCUGUGCCAUUUCAGCCACACUGAGUUUCAUUCAGCCGUUCAGCGUCAGCAACUCUCUGUUUAUGGCAAACGAAGAAAUGCAAGCUGUCGAUCAACUUGAUACCGGGCUCGUAGGAAAGUUCUUGAAUUUGCUGAGUUUUUACUUUGGUUCCACUGAUCGCUGGUGCCCCAUCCAGUACGCGAGUGAGCUCCAAGCUUUGUUUCCCACAGGUGAUAUUCGAAUGUGUGAACGAGGCUACAGUCAUGCUUAUGUGAUUGACGCUAGCCCACAAAUGGCUGACAUCGUAUCUGAAUGGGUGAAGCCCUAUUUAACAAACUUAUGUUCCUAGUACAUGUUGUAUUUGUGAUUGCGUUUUACAAUCCUUAUUUAUCUUUUGUGUUAUUUAUAAUUGUGAUAUUUAUUAAGCUGAACUUAUCUUUAUUUUACAUUUACACAAACGUAUCUUUUCACAACAAUUACCAUUAGAAUUCUAUGUAUAAAUGUAAACAUUGGAUCUAAAAAGCUUCAGUAAAAAACAAUAAUAAAAUUAAAGAAAAAAAAAUGAAACCUCAACUGGAUUCAAAUCACUGACCCCUGGAGUAAAAGUCUAUCGCCUAGACCACUCGGCUAUCGGCGCUUAUACAAUGUGCGAUGAAUUUAUACUAUAUAUAAAGGAAAUUUUUGUAGUAUCACAAAAUUUAAGGACAACAAAACUCACCAAAUUAUUCAAUCAAUUCGCGUUGCAACGCUUUAGAAUUUUGAGGUUUUUAAAUCGUCAAAACAUGCAUAAAAUGGAUAUUUUAGAGCAUGGUAAAUGUUCAGUAUAACUGUUUCCUCACAAAUAUCAUCAACUUGUAACUUUCAAUUUUGUCAAUUUACCGAAACGUGAAAAGGCCCUUUUAAAUACUACACCUUAUGGUUUUGGAGCUAUUUUUGUGGUUAAUUAUUGAUAGGGCAUGUGGGCAGCUUAUAUGGUUUAAUAUGUCCUUAAACAUGUUUAUUUUUAAUAAUACAUAUCAUUUAUUAUGUAAUCACUUAAUUGCCUAAUCACAUACAUGUAGGUAAUA